CCUGAUGUCUGUGAGCACCAGCCUGAGAUGCGCAGAUGCUCCAGCAUGCCUCCAGAAGCAAAGACCAAAAGCACUGGAAUCGGUCUCCGGUAGCCUCUAGGCUCAGAGAAGCUGGGUCUUCCCACAGGAUAUCAAGUGUAGUGUUAGCUGCGGAUACCUGCUCAGCUGGCUAAGCCUUUAAGCAUGGAAAGAAGGCUCAUAAAGAAGGAGAUGAAAAAGCUCUUGGGAGAUUAUAUUGGCAUCAGACUUCGGGAAAAUGAAUUUGACCCAAAAGGAAGAAGGCAACUCACCUUUCUAGAUGAUAUGGCACACUAUGACUUGGCCAUCAACGUUGCUUUGCAAUGGCUGGAUCCCUCAGAAGACUUAGCUCGGCUGGAGUGGGAGGAAGUGAAAACACCAUUCCAUGGCAGACCCAUCUAUCCAAAUCGUAGAGAACGAGAAGCUAUGAUUUUAUCAUCUUAUGCUGGAAUCUUAAUGAACAGUAUCCCAAUUGAAGAAGUCUUUAAAAUUUAUGGGGCUGAUUUUUCUGCCAAUUCUGGUACCAUCAAGGUUCCCCGAGUUUCAUCUCUCCACCUCUCCUUGCACCCCUUUGCCAUGUUAACAGCACCCAAAGCAGCAGAAUACGCCCGCAAACAGAGUGUCAAGUCAAGAAAGGGAACAACAAACAAAAAUGCCACCAGCAGCUCUACGAAGGAAGCAAAUGCCACAGAAUGGAAAUCAUCGCAGAGGUUUUCAGACACACAGCCAAAGAACAAAGUCACUUAGAAAAUUGGAGUUGUACCAUGGAACUUCAUAGAGUCUCUGGGAGCAGACGAGAAGCAUCAUCUUAAAACUACGGUUCCUGCCAGUACAUUUUUCUUUACAACUAGUUUUUGAUACAACUGCAUUGAAGUGUUAUUUUUGAUGUUGAGCUUUUUUCUUUUAGAAGCAUAUUGCAUGGCUACAUUUUGUUAAAAAAAAAUAGGAUCUUAUGCUACUUCACUGUGACUAGAAGACUGUUGGAGAAUUCAGAGAGUAUAUAGUAUUUCUGUGACAGAGCAAGCUGGCUUUGUGGCACAUUUUACAAAUGUAUGGCACUGAACAUUGCACAGUGUUGGAGAAGGAGGCAAUUUUCCAAAGAGUUAAUCCAAAAUAAAAUUAAUCUGUCAUUGAUUGCCUUUACUGUGCUCUCAUAUGAAAAAAAGUUUUAAUUCAUUUCAAUAAAGCAUUAAAA
Saimiri boliviensis boliviensis (Bolivian squirrel monkey) is the source of this 1213-nucleotide messenger RNA. It is a transcript of the gene C5H2orf80, whose product is annotated as chromosome 5 C2orf80 homolog. Lineage: Eukaryota; Metazoa; Chordata; Mammalia; Primates; Cebidae. The record is from RefSeq and is a predicted model, not a curated record.